UGUCUCUAGCCCCCAUCUGUCAGGACUCGCACAGCAGAGAUGAUGUCAGCACAUUAUUCACAAUUGGGGAACCCCUUUCUCACAAGCCGUUUAUGAUAUGGUUGGGACACGUGUGCCCGAAAAGAGGUACAACGUACGGUUUCGUUCCCCACUUGGACAGGAAUAUUCGCCACGUCCUUGAGCUCAUGCAACCGAGCGGCCUAACGAUCCGUAACAACCGUGGAAUGGCGAAGCAAAAGACGAUCCCCAAGUUUGCCUUUAUCAUCAACCAUGUAUGCCCUUUUCGGGGCAAGGAAACGGGAACAUACAAGAGAGAAGGCCUUCAGAGGAAACCGACUGAAAGGAUUGAAUGGAAAUAUCAACCCGUUCCUUAUGUGCUUGCCUCUAUUGUUUUGGUUCGAUCAUGACCCUCGCGGUGAUCAUUACACCUCCACGCGACGGAGAGAAGCUGGAACUCCGA
Messenger RNA from Pisolithus orientalis, 460 nucleotides. RefSeq lists its product as uncharacterized. The coding region runs from base 93 to 407 and encodes 104 amino acids. The transcript is spliced from 2 exons. NCBI's taxonomy places the organism in Eukaryota, Fungi, Basidiomycota, Agaricomycetes, Boletales, Pisolithaceae. The record is from RefSeq and is a predicted model, not a curated record.